This is a messenger RNA of Chinchilla lanigera (long-tailed chinchilla), 1254 nucleotides long. It is a transcript of the gene Rcan3, whose product is annotated as RCAN family member 3. Gene Ontology annotation, molecular function: calcium-dependent protein serine/threonine phosphatase regulator activity; nucleic acid binding. The record is from RefSeq and is a predicted model, not a curated record. Lineage: Eukaryota; Metazoa; Chordata; Mammalia; Rodentia; Chinchillidae. Gene Ontology annotation, biological process: calcium-mediated signaling. Gene Ontology annotation, cellular component: cytoplasm; nucleus.
CUGGUACACGUCCUAGAAUUUUCAAAACGGGAAGGACCCGCUUGUAGGGGACAAUGCUAAGGGACAGUAUGAAAUCUUGGAAUGACAGCCAGUCGGAUCUCUGUAGCAGUGAUCAGGAAGAGGAAGAAGAGAUGGUUUUUGGUGAAAAUGAGGAUGAUUUGGAAGAGAUGAUGGAUUUAAGUGACCUGCCUACCUCCCUUUUCGCCUGCAGUGUCCACGAAGCGGUGUUUGAAGUCCAGGAACAGAAGGAGAGAUUUGAAGCGCUUUUCUCCCUCUAUGAUGACCAAGUUACAUUUCAAUUAUUUAAAAGCUUUAGAAGAGUCAGAAUAAACUUCAGCAAGCCUGACGCGGCAGCAAGAGCGCGCAUAGAACUCCACGAAACGGACUUCAACGGCAAGAAGCUGAAGCUGUACUUCGCGCAGGUGCAGAUGUCCGGUGAGGCACGGGACAAAUCCUACCUCCUGCCGCCGCAGCCCGCCAAGCAGUUCCUCAUCUCCCCGCCGGCGUCUCCGCCCGUGGGAUGGAAGCAGAGUGAGGAUGCGAUGCCUGUGAUCAACUACGAUUUGCUCUGCGCCGUCUCCAAGUUGGGGCCAGGGGAGAAGUACGAGCUGCACGCGGGAACCGAGUCCACCCCGAGCGUGGUGGUGCACGUCUGUGAAAGCGAGACCGAAGAGGAGGAAGAACCCAAAAACCCCAGGCAGAAAAUCACCCAGACGCGGCGCCCAGACCCUCCGACCGCAGCGCUGAGCGAGCCGCCGACCUUCGACUGCGCGCCCUGAGCCCCGCGCGGGUGGGAGCCGCGUCCUCCUGCGGGCCCCGGGCCGGGGCGCCAGUGCGCCUGCGCGGGCAGGCGGGGGUUGGGGGUGGGGAAGAAGUUGAUCAUUUCCGGUGGCGUUUGAGUGAUGUCCUAAGUGGCACUUUGAAGGGUGAGACCCCAAAGUGUGGCCGCUCGUGCCCGUUUUUAAAAGGUAGCAAAUUAGGAAAAUGUCCCCCACACCUCUCCCUGCAGCCAACUUUAGUUCCCUUGAUUGCAUAUGGCAUGGGGUACCGACCCCAGAACUAUAAUCACCCAGCACAGUAGCAUUUGUACAAAUUUAAAAAUAGUCUUCAAUUUUAAUAAUCUGGUGUGGGUAUUUUUGUACUGGUAUAGUAGCUUCUAACUAAUAUAUGGAUGAAAGGUUGUUAUUCAGUGUAUGUGAUUUUUUUUCUGGCACAAAAAGAAACCUGAAAUACAGAAUCAUUCAUAAAAAUUCA